UUCCUCCGACUUGAUCGAGUUCACUAGUUUCCCAGACUAACUAAACUACCCAUCAGCCGUUCUCCGUGCACUCAGGAGACAUGGGGCAGCGGAGUCACCGAGGAGGGGACUCAGUUCCACGUCGUAUAAACAACUUUUAGCUCAACAAAUUAACAGGAGCGUCCAUUUUAUUUACUCGAAACUCUUAUUUUGUUUCUUUAACACCGAGAAGGGACCGGAAGAGAGAGACGAUAAAUGACAUCGGUGUGUUUUUGAUACCUGGGGCAACGUGUGCCACACCUUCAUUUAGCACGACAGCUCCACCAACACCACCGGCCAAAUGGGGUGCCAAUGCUGCCGGAUGAUAAAGAGCUACAUCUACGACCCCUCCGUGGCGGUGGAGGAGAGGAAGGCCGACUCUUCGGGGAACUCCCUCUACCAGUCCCACCACCCAACAGCAGGGGGCCUCAGCAAACAGAAGCAGGGCCUCCACAACCUGGGCUACAGCCGGUCCAACGACAGCACGCUAAAACUGGAGUUUGACAACAACCAAGUCAACCACAGGCUGCACGCCGUAGGGAGCGCUCCCCCCGUGGAGGCGGGGCCAUACAUCAUACAACCCGAGGUGCGAUGGGAAGACAGGGGGUCGAGCCAGGUGCCGAUCUACCCCAGCAUACAAGAGUACGAGCGUCAGAGGAGCUGCGCAGAGACGCAAAGGAAUGGGUGGGACUCCUCCAUCAGCCCCACGGGGAAGAGUGGAGGCAGGAGCUCUUCGGUCGACGAGAUAGACGAGGGCGUGGGCGGGACUCCGGAGUACAUGGGAGACACGGGAGACGAAGGGAGCGUCUUAUCCGUGGACAUCCACACCAGCACCACCAGCUUGUCUUCGGCCGGCACGCGGGACGGCCUCACUCCGCCAAAGACUUCAGACGUUUCCACCGAGGAGAGCGGGAUUUCAGUCACCAAAAGCGAGGAUGAGGAGGAGGUCCGACACGAGAAGGAGGAGGUGCAGAGCGUCACUGACUCCAUGGUGGCUGAAGCUCUGGCUGCGUUGGAAGCAGCCACAGCUGGAGAGGACUCCGAGUAGCAGGAAAACUUGACUCAAAAUUGAAGCCGGAGAAAAUGAAGAAAUGCUUUUAGACAGAUUUAUUUUGGAACUAUUUUUAUAAAUGUGAAAGAACAUCACGUCUACUUUCUUAUGAAGAGCUCUUCCAUUCCAAAGGCUUGAAUAAAGACUGAGGAGACACCAGUGUGGACUGAAAAGCCCCUGUGGCUGUUUUACACUGUGUGCUCAACACUCCACAGUCCUGAAAACCACCAAUGUGCUCAAACUCACCACAGAGGGUUUCCUUCAAAUCAUUUGAAUCCACAUUUGUGGACGAUUGGAGGAGACACUUCUCUACAUAUCCUUUCAUUCUGAUUUCAACGGAAACCAAAUCAGCCCUCAAACAUUUUUAAAAUAAUGCUUUGUAAGUGUUUCUCUGCAACAUUGAUUUUAGUUUCGCUUCAUAACUGACCUUUUACCGCCAGAGCUCCACAAAGGUCAGCAGUGGAGAGCUUCGGUUCUCGUCUUUUUCCCCCUCCUGUAGGUCAAACCUUGUGUUUCCCGUCUGGUCGGUGACAUUAGUUCAGUGCCUAAUAAUGAACUAAUUGAGGCUAGGAAGACAUAAUUAUGAGAACGAGUGAAAGAAAUGAUCUGUUUAAUUAAUGAAGUUCAACUUCAGUUUCACAGCGAGUGCCCUUUCCCGCUUGUUCUCCCGCCAAAUCUUUUCCACUCAAUGUAUUUGUGUUGAGAAAGUUAAUACAAGUGCAAUAAAAGUUGUGUGUAAUCAUUUA
Messenger RNA from Oryzias melastigma (Indian medaka), 1815 nucleotides. RefSeq lists its product as uncharacterized. The transcript is spliced from 3 exons. The coding region runs from base 320 to 1066 and encodes 248 amino acids. The record is from RefSeq and is a predicted model, not a curated record. Lineage: Eukaryota; Metazoa; Chordata; Actinopteri; Beloniformes; Adrianichthyidae.